AUGUUCGUGCAGGAGGAGAAGAUCUUCGCGGCCAAGGUGCUCCGCCUCCGCCUGUGCGCCCUGGACGGGGCCGAGUGGCUGGAGGAGGUGGCCGAGGACACGCCGGUGGAGCGCCUCAAGGAGCGCGGCCUCAAGCACGUAAGGGCGGGGCGAGAUGCUCGCGGGCCCGGUGCGGCGGCCCAAGGGGGGGGGGGAGCUGCUGCCGCCGCCGGCCGGCCGGCCAAGGACGUGGAGGAGGCGCCGCUGCGCCACGCCGACUUCUUCCGCGUGCAGGAGCUCUUCUCCCGGCGCGACCUCCUGGCCGCGCGCGUCCACCUGGGCCACAAGAAGGGCGGACGCCACAGGUUCAUGGAGCCCUACAUCUUUGGCUGCCGCUUGGAUCAGGACAUCAUCGACCUGGACCAAACCAUGGCCCACCUCCAGCUGGCCCUCAACUUCACCGCUCACGUGGCCUACCGCAGAGGCGUCAUCCUCUUUGUCUGCCGCCAGCGGCGGUUUGCCCACCUGGUGGAGACCACGGCGCAGGAGUGCGGGGAGUACGCCCACACGCGCUACUGGCAGGGGGGCUUGCUGACCAACGCCGACAUCCAGUACGGGCAGGGCGCCCGCCUGCCGGAUCUCAUCGUCUUCCUCAGCACUCUCAACAAUGUCUUUGAGCCCCACGUGGCGGUCCGAGACGCCGCCAAGAUGAACAUCCCGACCGUGGGGGUGGUGGACACAAAUUGCAACCCCUGCCUCAUCACCUACCCCAUUCCGGGCAACGACGACAGCCCGGCGGCCGUGGAGCUCUACCUUAAGCUCUUCAAGAGGACCAUCAUCCGGGCCAAGGACAAGCGGAGGCAAAUGGAGGCUUUCUACGACCUGCAGGCCUCGCUUGGCAGCAGUCCAAGCGCCCAUCCCGAGACCCCUCUGGGUACCGCCUCUGCCUGAUGAGCUGGCUGUGAGCCAGGCGGGCUUCCCACCAAGCACCGGUCAUGCUUGGGUCAGAGGGGACAGGCUGAGGAGGAGCCUUUCACGAGCUCUUUCAAAAGUGCUGUGCAAGAAUAUUGUGUGUUUGUGUUCCCCCCAAUGCCCCUCCACUUUCCAGGGGCUUGUCCAGCCCCAUUUCAUGGUUUCUUGCUUUGCAUUCCUCAAUGCACAAUUAAAAACAUGUGUUGUUUUGUA
Molecule: messenger RNA, 1164 nt
Organism: Gekko japonicus
Lineage: Eukaryota; Metazoa; Chordata; Lepidosauria; Squamata; Gekkonidae
Gene: MRPS2
Product: mitochondrial ribosomal protein S2
Exons: 3
Coding region: 1-930 (309 amino acids)
Biological process (GO): translation
Cellular component (GO): ribosome; mitochondrial small ribosomal subunit
Molecular function (GO): structural constituent of ribosome
Source: RefSeq, a predicted model, not a curated record